GCUUCCUACGUGUACGAGCGUUGUAUCUGCGCCAGACGUGAAAUUGACCUGAUAUGGAGCCGUGGCUAUUCUUUGGUCUCGGCUCUCUACGCAUUGCUGGAAGUGUUCACCGUCCUCUCCUUGGGCCUGGUAUGUGCUCAAAACUUCACGGAUUUGGAAUGCAAGGUAAGUUGCCCGCAGUAGCUCCGCCACGUGCACAACUACCUGCGAAUCAUAGUUCACUACCAUUGAACCUAGAGAGCAGUUCCCAAAGCAAUUGCACUCCAGGCUAUCAUGGCUAGCUACGACGCGGUUAUGGCUGUCGUAGCUGCCUUGCGUGCCUAUGCUAUCAACGGCAGAGAUUGGCGACUUCCUGCCGUUAUCUUCCUAUUGCUCCUUCUGCGCAGUGCUUAUGAUGCGUUCGGCGCUAUCGAUAUGCUUGGCGUCGCUGUCCCUCCACCAGUCAG
This is a messenger RNA of Rhodofomes roseus, 446 nucleotides long. RefSeq lists its product as uncharacterized. Lineage: Eukaryota; Fungi; Basidiomycota; Agaricomycetes; Polyporales; Fomitopsidaceae. Bases 54 to 281 code for a protein of 75 amino acids. The transcript has 4 exons. The record is from RefSeq and is a predicted model, not a curated record.